GAACUCUUAAUUCACAUACAAGCUCCAAGUGAUUGUAAGAUCUAAGACCCACAGUUUAAUUUCAGUUCUUCAAUACUCUUCCUGUAUUUCGAAAAGCAACGCUGGAAAAUUUCACAAGGACUUUCACAAGAAAAUAUGUCUGCAUGCGUCUCUCAGUUAGGGAGUUCACCGUUUGCACUGUUUUAAAAAUCCAGAGUUUAUUACAAAAAUGCUUUUGGAUGCUAAACCUUAAAAGAAAGGAUUCAAGGUUAAAGUUUAUAUUCAUGGCUUAUGAACAGAUUAGCCCUAUGAAUAUGUCUCAUGAGGAUUCCAAUCUGUCACCAGAGGAGAUAAUCAACAAGACAUGUGACUUGUACUCUCAUCGAAGCACAGCAAGGAUACUAUUGCCAAUAUAUUACAGUUUAGUUUUGAUAAUUGGACUGAUUGGUAACAUACUGGCUUUAGCUGUAAUCCACCAAAACAGAAGAAAAAUGAACUCAACUACCCUCUAUUCAAUAAAUCUUGUCAUUUCCGAUGUCCUUUUUGCGACAACUUUACCAACAAGAAUAGCAUACUAUGCUAUGGGCUUUCACUGGCCUUUAGGUGAGCCGCUAUGUCGAAUUACUUCCCUUUUUUUUUAUAUUAAUACGUACGCGGGUGUAAACUUUAUGACAUGCUUGAGCAUUGAUCGUUUUUUUGCUGUGGUCCACCCAUAUCGUUACAACAAGAUGAGAAGAGUGAAGUUUGCAAAGUUUGUCUGCAUUGUAGUUUGGUUGAUUGUUUUCUCACAAACACUUCCACUACUCUUACAGAAAAUGUCAAACAAAGAACCGGACGGAAAAAUUACAUGUAUGGAAUAUCCAAAUUUUGAGAGAAUACCAAAUUUACCAUAUAUGCUUCUUGGAGCAUGUCUUAUUGGAUACAUAAUUCCUUUAGGGAUAAUACUGAUUUGCUAUAUGAAAAUAAGCAUUAAACUUUGCCAAACUGCAAAGAAAAAUCCACUCUCUGAAAAGACUGGUACAAACAAAAAAGCUAUCAACACAAUUAUCUUAGUUAUUGUAAUGUUUUGCAUUUGCUUUACACCUUAUCAUAUUUCAAUUAUACAACAUAUGAUUAAAAAGCUUAGCUACACACCAGACUGUAGUGAGCAGCAGCUAUUUCAAAUCUCCCUACAUUUUACUGUCUGUCUAAUGAACCUUAACUGCUGCCUAGACCCAUUUAUUUACUUUUUUGCAUGCAAAGGCUACAAGAGGAAAGUCAUGCGAAUCCUAAAACGUCAACACAGUAUAUCAUCUUCAAGUGCCACACGGCCAGCAGGAGAUGAAAGCUCGCGAGAUGUAGUAGAAUCUCAAAUGAUGGUUCACCCAGUUCAUUUCAGAUAAAUUGUACAAAUAUUUUUUUAAUUGGAAAACAACAUGGUUAAACAGCAGAAAUGAUCACAGCAUUUCAUACUAGAAAGAAAAAAAAAAGAAGACAAAUCUAUAUAUAAACUUUUUGGAAAAUGUCAGUGUCCCAAUAAUUUUAAACAAUUAUAAUUAACUUGAUAAUCUGGACCAAUUCUUAAACAAUUUCAUUAAAAAAUGUGUGACAAUACACAAGAGGACAAAUUUAUGGCAGGAACAGAAUAUGUCAGGUCUAAAGGCCUAAGGUCUAAGAUAUUGCACAGCAGUCCCGAAACCCACCACUUGAGGUGUCUGGUGGCGUUCAUGUCCCUGGCCGCUCUUGCUUUGUCUAAUCAGAGACACAGCGGUAAAGUGAAUUCAAUUAAGCAUUGUACUAUGCAAAGGAAAUUUAGAUUUGUAUUGGUGCAGUAAGAGCUCUUAAGACAUACAUCCACCUACAGACGAAAAAGCUAAUUUCAUCUUUAAAGGAACAAUAAAGUCAAAAUUGAAUUUUUGUGAUUUAGAUACACAAUGAUCUUUUGGCAUCCUUUGUUGAAUUGGAAAUCUAGGUAGGCUCAUAGAAAUUCAGGAAUGUGUGUGUUUCUUUAGCACUCUAUUGCACUCUAUUUGUAGCAGUGCUUUACAUGGUUGCAAACACUGCUACCGAAGAAUAGUAAAGACAUGUACCAAAUAAUACCAAUAAAACCAAAAAAAAAAUGAUAAUAGAAGUAAAAAAGAAAAUUGAUUAAAAAUCACGUUACAACUAAACUGUGGAAGUUUAAUUUUGACUUUACAGUCCCUUUAAUGUAAGCAAUGUGGAAAUUAAAUGAACAGCUCAAUUAUAUCUAUGUUACACUAAUGUGUUCUUAUUUUUGAGGUGAGCAUAACAUACUGAGGAUACCUGCAUUUGUUGUUAAUAUUUCCUGGUGUGUGUAGGCAGUUUUACACAUAUUGUAUUAUUUUUCUCAUACGUAUUUGUUUUGUUUUUUACAAUGCACUAGAAUUAGCAAGAGACAAAAUGGGUAUGCAGGACAGUUGUACAAAUGUAAAAAUUGAUCAGAUUGCAAAUGAAAAUAUCAGCUUGUAAAUACUGUGCAAAUAUAGUACACUGCUUUAAUUUUUGGAUUACUAAAUAAAGAGAUGCAGCCAAUAA
Molecule: messenger RNA, 2514 nt
Organism: Bombina bombina (fire-bellied toad)
Lineage: Eukaryota; Metazoa; Chordata; Amphibia; Anura; Bombinatoridae
Gene: GPR183
Product: G protein-coupled receptor 183
Exons: 3
Coding region: 144-1361 (405 amino acids)
Biological process (GO): G protein-coupled receptor signaling pathway
Cellular component (GO): membrane
Molecular function (GO): G protein-coupled receptor activity; oxysterol binding
Source: RefSeq, a predicted model, not a curated record